Molecule: messenger RNA, 1540 nt
Organism: Drosophila arizonae
Lineage: Eukaryota; Metazoa; Arthropoda; Insecta; Diptera; Drosophilidae
Product: uridine-cytidine kinase-like lethal (2) k01209
Molecular function (GO): kinase activity; ATP binding
Source: RefSeq, a predicted model, not a curated record
GACGUACUCUUACAGCGAUGAUCGCUCAGAUGCUACCGAGCCAAUCUUUAUUGAUGCCACUUCAAUGGGCAGCGAACUUAACUGCUGCCCAGCCUCGCCCACAACUGUGCCAGCAAAGUCGGCCUUUGAGUCGCCGAUGCGACGUUCGGGACGUCGUCAGCGAACCACGUCGAUUGGUAAUCAGACAACCACUGCCAAUCCAUGCGAGGGCAUAAUACGGUCGAAUAAUCGCACUAUCUAUACGGCCGGACGUCCGCCAUGGUACAAUUGUGCCGGCCAACAGGUCGAACCCUUUGUCAUAGGCAUUUGCGGAGGCAGUGCAUCCGGCAAAACGACCGUGGCAGAAAAAAUCAUAGAAAGCCUCGAUGUGCCUUGGGUGACCUUAUUGUCCAUGGAUUGCUUCUACAAGAUCCUUAAUGAGAAGCAACAUGAGCUGGCGCUCAUUAAUGAAUAUAACUUUGAUCAUCCAGAUGCAUUUGACAUUGAUCUGCUUAUCGAUGUUCUCACCAAACUGAAGGAGGGCAGAAAGGUGGAAGUUCCAGUUUACAAUUUUGUAACGCAUGGCCGAGAGAGUCAGACGAAAACCAUGUAUGGCGCGAAUGUCAUAAUAUUCGAGGGUAUACUUACCUUUCAUAGUUCCGAGGUGCUGAAACUGCUCGACAUGAAGAUCUUUGUGGACACAGACCCGGAUAUCCGUCUGGCAAGAAGACUUAAGCGUGAUAUCUCGCAGCGUGGACGAGACUUGAAGGGUGUGCUAAAACAAUAUCUGAAUAUGGUAAAGCCCUCGUAUGCAAAUUAUAUAGCGCCCACAAUGGCCCAUGCGGACAUUAUUGUGCCACGUGGGGGCGAGAACACAGUGGCAAUAGCUCUUAUAGUGCAACAUGUACACACRCAGCUGCAACUGCGCGGUUUUAAGCUACGUGAAACAUUGGCCAAUUCGUAUAAGGAUCAGCCAAUGCCAGAUUCAUUGCAUUUAUUGCAUCCAACGCCACAGAUUAAGGGUCUGCAYACAUUCAUACGGUGCAAGAAUACGUCGCGGGAUGAGUUCAUUUUCUAUUCAAAGCGGCUCAUACGACUGGUCAUCGAAUAUGCAUUAAGUUUGUUUCCAUUUAAGUCAACCUGUGUGGAGACACCGCAAGGUGUGCUUUACGAGGGCAAACGCAUGGAGUCUCGUAAGAUAUGUGGUGUAUCCAUAUUGAGAGCUGGUGAAACAAUGGAGCAGGCCGUUUGUGAUGUAUGCAAGGACAUACGCAUUGGCAAGAUUCUUAUUCAGACAAAUCUGAAAACGGGCGAACCGGAGCUCUACUAUCUGCGUCUGCCCAAAGAUAUAAAAGACUUUAAAGUGAUACUGAUGGAUGCUACCGUGGCGACUGGCGCUGCCGCCAUGAUGGCCAUCAGAGUGCUACUCGAUCAUGAUGUUCCCGAAGAAAAUAUUAUUCUUGCCUCAUUGCUGAUGGCCGAAAUUGGUGUACACUCGAUCGCUUAUGCCUUUCCCAAGGUGAAAAUAGUUACUUCCGCUCUGGACCCCGAGAUCAAUAGC